CCAGGAUCACCGUUUUUUCUCGACGAGAGAGGCUGCGAUGCUGAUUUGCUUUCUGAAAUACUCUCGCUGACGCUGGCAUAUAUGUUUGGACCUCUUUAAUCUGCAUAUUUCUUUUUGCCGAACCCCCAUUACUCUCUCCGGCCUUGUUCGCUUUUACCCUCGCCUGGGGUGGCGCCGUUCAGUUAGCCCGACACCGCCGCAUCACAACUAACCGUGGUCUCGCCCGCACCACGAUUCGUUGGGUUGCGGUGUUCUUGCAAUGAGCUUGACCUCGCGCGUAUUCAGCCUGUUUACGCCGACAGACGCAUCCGCUGAUUCUACCACUCCGGCGGUUCAGUCGGCCAAUUCCAGCCAUGUCACUCAUACUGCGCCGAUGAGGUCAGGGAUUGACACGAAUGUACACAAUGGACCGACGGACCUUGAUGAGGAGGAGCCACGUCCUCCCUAUGUUCAUGCAAUGUUCGCUGGAGGUAUAGGUGGUACCUGCGGCGAUAUGCUCAUGCAUUCACUGGAUACAGUCAAGACACGGCAACAAGGUGAUCCUCAUUUUCCUCCAAGAUAUACCUCAAUGACCUCGUCAUAUGCAACAAUAUACCGACAAGAAGGGAUUUUACGUGGGUUAUAUGGUGGAGUUACGCCUGCAUUAUUCGGGUCUUUUCCGGGUACAUUAAUUUUCUUCGGUUGUUAUGAGUUCACGAAACGGAGGAUGCUGGACGCGGGGAUUAAUGCCAAUGUAGCGUAUUUGUCUGGUGGAUUCCUGGCCGAUCUUGCUGCUUCCAUCGUUUACGUCCCUAGUGAAGUCUUGAAAACUCGAUUGCAGCUCCAGGGCCGUUAUAACAACCCAUAUUUCAAGUCCGGAUACAAUUACCGCUCUACUGGAGAUGCGCUGCGCACGGUUAUCCGUCAAGAAGGUUUCUCGGCCCUUUUUUACGGCUACAAGGCGACCAUCUUCCGCGAUCUUCCCUUUUCCGCUUUACAAUUCGCAUUCUACGAACAAGAACGGCGGGUAGCGAAGGAGUGGGUGGGAUCUCGAGACAUCGGAUUGGGGCUAGAAGUUUUCACUGCUGUCACGGCGGGUGGAAUGGCCGGCGUCCUCACGUGCCCUAUGGAUGUGGUGAAAACGCGAGUCCAAACCCAGCAGAACCCGGAGCCUACAGCGGCCCCAGCUGCACCGAAACCCCCAAUGGAGCAGAAACCAACGUCGGGUGUGCGGACACAGACGCGACCGAUAUCAACCUCAGCACCUGUGGCAUCGCCGGUGCCAGCCGGGACUAUGCGAUUGGACACCUCGUCGUUCUUUACGGGUCUGAAGAUGAUUUACAAGACGGAGGGCGUCGCAGGAUGGUUCCGAGGCGUCGGUCCACGAGGAGUGUGGACCAGCAUCCAGAGCGGGACGAUGCUGGUCAUGUACCAAUACCUGCUCAAACAGUUUGAAGCCUUUGAGAACAUGGAGGACUCCAACCCUCUUUGAAUGUGCUUCACGUUCCUUCCAUUCACUGUUCAAUGCCACGGCCGACCGACAGAUUGAGGGCAGGAGAAAGCAGUACUUUUCGAUUGUAGAUAUACCGCAUUGGAUCUGGAUGGCUAGGUUGGUGGGGCGUUUUGUGGGAUUUUUCGAUUCUUCCUUGACUUGCACGCCCGAUUGUUGACGGCAUGGCAUGAUGGCCCUCUCCCUCUUAUGUACACGUGUAUAUACACUUUUCUUUGCUUGCUUUGCUGGGGGGUUACGAUUGAUAUAGACUAGAACAUAGGUAAUUGUACAAUAGAAUAGACCAGUACGGGC
This is a messenger RNA of Aspergillus versicolor CBS 583.65, 1783 nucleotides long. Its product is annotated as putative mitochondrial carrier protein. The record is from RefSeq and is a predicted model, not a curated record. Gene Ontology annotation, biological process: magnesium ion export from mitochondrion. Gene Ontology annotation, molecular function: magnesium ion transmembrane transporter activity. Bases 260 to 1471 code for a protein of 403 amino acids. Lineage: Eukaryota; Fungi; Ascomycota; Eurotiomycetes; Eurotiales; Aspergillaceae. The transcript has 3 exons.